AUGCACUUUCCCGCCGGAGAGACCGUCGUUGAGCCACCGACGCAGCGGCAACGUUUAGAGGACGAGUCUGUGGAGGAGAAGUCACUGAAAGAGCGUCUGCGCAACUCGUGGCCGCAAUUUAACCUUAGCAAUGACGGUGGCAAAGACCCGUCAGUGUCGGCAAGCGCGCUGUGGUCGAUGCUGUUUGAUCACGAUCGCGCACACGAGCAUUGCCAUACAGAGCGCUGGACGGUGCGCAGUCGCUUUGGGGCCCAAAACCGCUUUGCUCUCUGCGCCACCUUCCACUCCAUGGCCGUCGUCAGUGAUGUCGACCCGCCAAAGGAAGACUCUCUGCUGACCCACGCACGCGUGGUGAACUGGUCCAUCACGGACCACGAGACCAAAAAGUAUUACCGUUUCUGCGCCUCAGGCGACCGUGCACCGGCACUCUUCUCGAUGCUCAUCGCCAAGAAGACAAUACGAAAUAAGCCUGUUAUGCUUCAGGCGGUGCUGGAGCAGUUUAGUAGGGAGCAUUUGGUGCUGCCGGACCAGCUGCUGGACGAAGGUGCUUCGACACGGCUGACGGAGCUCGAUGUCCAAUACGGAAAGAAUACUCUAAAGUCGACCGUGUCCGCGGCGGGUCGCGCACCUCAGCUGCGCAUCCCGAAGUACAGCCUCCACCUCGAAGGCGUAAGCAACGAGCAUGAGGAAAAUGACUUGUCGCGUGAGGUGCGCGCCGUUGUUGAUCUGACGUUCAUGCCUCGUAGUGUUCCGCCAGCACUCGAUGGCAUACAUGGCGUUGUCUCCACCGGCAACUGGGAGGACGACGAGUUCUCGUACUGCCUUCACCACACUCGGCUGCUCAGUGGCUCGCUGCGAGUGACACGCGCGUCAGACAAUCUCGAACUGGCACGCGACUUGGAGGUAACUCGUGGUAGUGUUUGGAUGGAACACAGCUUCGGUGGGGUGGUGCCGCGCAGCAUGGAAGAGGCGCGCAUCGUGCAAGCCCUUCGCAACCGCCGCAUUGCCGAGGAGACGGAGCACACGUUGCACGACCACUGCCUCAUUCGCCUAUACGACGAGGAGGCCCAAUGCGUUAGCAUUACCCGUUUCAUGACAGCGGAGACGGGCACCGUCACGAAAUGCUACGCCACCGUGCACUCUGCGGUGAGCAAGGAGGCUAUCCAGCACACGAGUGGCGUCACCAUGAUCGAUGAGACAGACGAAUCCUACAUGAGCAGUGAAACCGGCGUCGUGUACCCGACGCGGUGGCGCGUCGAGUGCCCAACGCACGAUGGUUGCCGCAUUGAGCUACGCCUGGUGGCAACACUGGCGAAUCAAGAGAUGAUCACGUGGCUUGCGCAGCCCAGCGUGUGGGAGGGUGCCGUGAAAGUGAGAGGCAACGUAAUCAAAGCCGACGGCAGCGUCACAGAGGUGAGCGGGGACGGCUUCGUGACGAGCCGCGGUCGCGGCAAGCUACAGGAAAGCAAUCUCUUUGCCAUGCUGCACAGCAUCGGGUCUAACGCGAUGAAACGGGCAGAGGUGGCAGCCAUGGAGUCGUGGGAGGCGAUCGCCGACGGUCCUGGCGUAGUCGCGUUGAGUGGGCUCAAAGAAGCCCUCAAGACGCAGCAGUUCGCGUUGACCCCCUCUCAACAGGUGUUGCUGGCGGCGCUCUUCGGCACGUACGGCUUCAUCUUUCAUCAUCCUCAGGAGGUGGAGCAGGUGAAGAGAGCGUUGCAGUGGUGUUACAACCGAUGGAUGACCUUUUACGGUGCUAGCGCCAUCAACUACCGGACUCUAACGCUUCGCGCGUUCAUGAUGCAAGAGCUGUGUGAUGUGACUCACGCAAAGUGCGCCACCUGGAUCCAGAAGCAGGCGCAGGCCUUGGAUAUUGCGGUGCCGGUGCCCUAUCUGGUCAACUCCGACGUAGCUGACAGCUGCGUCUUCGCGCAUCCGGCACGUAGUCUACUGCUGCAACCGCCGUCCACAUUGGAGGUGGCGCAGAUUAAGGCACUCAUGACUGGCACCUGGAUCAUGGACCCGGAGGAAACGGAGGGUAGUAUGAACGCCGUGUUGCUUGAGCAGGGCGUUAAUGUUUUGCUCCGCAGCGUGAGAAACAACACGGUGCCGACAUGGGUCGUUCACGUGAAUCACGAGAGCAAGAAGAUCGUGAUUGAUGAAGCGACCAUGCUAGAGCGCCGCCACUUCAUCAUCGCGCUCGACGGAACGGAGUGGACGUGGGAGAGCAUCUCGCGCGGCUGUGUGAGGUCUCGUUCGUGCAUCUUGUCGGGCGGGCGAGAGCUGUACGUGGAAACGGAGGUGCGAGAGGGAAUUGAGCGUGUCUGGUACCAGUUUCAGGAUGGCGACCAGACGAUGGUGCAAAAUAUCUUUUACUUUACCAAUCGGACGACGUCGAAGCCUGUGGCUUCCUGCAAGCGACACUUUAAGAUACAGCUCUCUCUUGCGUCCCCAACAUCGGCUAAGGCGUAG
Messenger RNA from Leishmania braziliensis MHOM/BR/75/M2904, 2469 nucleotides. RefSeq lists its product as hypothetical. The coding region runs from base 1 to 2469 and encodes 822 amino acids. The transcript has a single exon. Lineage: Eukaryota; Euglenozoa; Kinetoplastea; Trypanosomatida; Trypanosomatidae. The record is from RefSeq and is a predicted model, not a curated record.